UGCUUUGUCGCACUUCUCUUUCUCUUCCCAUAAGUCGUACGUCUCUCUGCUCCCUGCUCAUUUGUCUUUCACUUUCUCCGACAUGUGCUUGUCUGCUUCUUCAGAUGUGCUGCUGUACCUUUUGCACUGAAGAAACCUUCUGAUGUUUUUUUUUUUUUUCUGUCCUGUUGGACUGAGAACAGGCGUGCACAGCUUCUUCAGCUGGGCUUUCUACGGUGAAGGGGGCAGGACUCGUGCCGCACACAUAUACACAAACACGUGUUCCUGUCCGUUCAAAGGUGAGUAUUCUCAGGGCAAGGGUUACUUACUUCAACACACACAUACACACCCAUCCAUGUUGGCGACGGUUUAUCAGGGAAAGUGGAGCUCUCCUCUCCUGCGGAGCUCAUCUGUUCCUGUGCCACCCUGCAAACCCCCUGUAGACAUUAGUGGGCUUUCCACACUCCCCACCCAAGGGGCAGGUGGAACACACACAUUCGCACUAACCAAACACCUCCUACUGAGUGGCAUUGAAUAGGACAGCUGCCCAGGAGGUUAGGGCCAACUGCUUUAUGUGUAAUGCAGCCACCAUCAAAGCCAGUUGUUUUGAAGAGACAGGAUGUGAGGCAGGAUGUCCAGAUUAAAUAACAGACCUAUUAAUGUCAACCUGACAACAGCGCAAGAGAGGAGAAAACUCUUCAGAACUUUAGCUGUCAUAAUUCGAUACACCAACGGAACAAUGCUUUUUGAUUUCAGAUAAAAUAAUCCUGAAGUCAUGCGGAUCUGUGAAGAAUUCAUUGGCUUUUUAUGCACAGUCAUAUAUAUACAAUAUCAGUGUUCCUGUGCGGCGUGUGUUCACAGGGUGUAUGGUGUGGGAACGGAGAUAGGGGAGAUCCCUGUGUUGUUCACGGCCCGGGCGGGCGGGUUGUCAGGGACGGGCCCGGGUGAUGAAGCCUGUGAGGAGUUUGCAGAGCUGUUCCACUCAACAAUGGUAAGAAUCGUCAGAUCUUUGCCAUCAGAACAGACUUUGCGAUCCGAGAGAUUCUUCAGGAAUUCUUACCCGUCUUUCUAUCUCAUAUCUGUGUCGUGGAUCACCUCUGGACAUUUUCCCAAACCCUUUCUGGAAUUUAUUUUCAGUGCUAUAAGAAAAACAAUGAUGAAGACACACACUGAGAAAGUCUUUGUGAUACCUUCAGCAAGCACAUAUAGUGGAGCAGAUGGUGGCCCUCAUUGGAGCUUUUCCCCUGUUUGGCGCCUCUCUGCAGAAGCCUUUCAGGGAGUACCUUGAGGCCCAGAGGGCAAAAUUACAACACCGGGCAGCGCGCAGAAGAGGCCACCCCAAUCGUAAGUCCCAUCACUCAUCUCUUUCGUUCAACCUUUAAAUUUGCCUCAAUCCCAGACGUGGCUUUUGUAUUUUUGUAUAUUUUUCCUCCAUUCCUCCUUUUAAUUUAUUACGCGCACCCCUAUUUCUUUUUUGUUCCACAUCCUAAUUACCUCCCUGCCCUAAUUAUCGCUUCGAGACUGGUUUUAUUCUACCGUGUGAUUCUGUUGAGGUGUUAUUGUUUGCAUGUGGUAGACCAUAGUGUCAGGGGCUCCGCGUGGGCCGUGCGGUGGUUGGUUGCGGGGGCCUGUUCAGGGUCUGGCUGAGGAGAGAUGCUGAGUCAUACUCCGAGCUCUUUGAGUGAACCGGACACUCCCCCGCGUCACACUAAACCCCCCGAACCCUGUUGAACCAGCGCAGGCUGCCGGAGACGGGAGGGGCCCCUGGGAGUAAAAGAAGAAGGAGGAGGGUUGGGGGACGUUGGGAAGGGAAGCAGGAGGAGGGGAGAGGUUGAGGCUGUACUCUCGAUUCCUGCCACCGCUGUUCCCUCACAAGUGCGCACGGAAACAAAGAGCUACACCUUUUUUUUUUUUUACCUUCGUCUGCCCGUGUGCAAAUCAUCUAAAGUGUGUUUCAUCUAAAGCGCUUUUCCAGCUCGUGUGCAUGCGUGCGUACGUGUGGGAGGAGGAAAUGAAAGAGAGAGAUAGAGAGAAAGAAAGAGAUGAAGUUGCACAAUGAGAGAUUACGGAUGUUUCUGGAACAAUGUUCCUUUUUUCUGGUAACUUGAACCUCCUGCGGUUACUUAAGGAAAGCUGCGGGCUUGUUCAACCGGUAGGAAGUAACGAUGCCACCGUGCGCGUGUCACUAACGUAAAUCUUGUUUUAAAGAUACAGGGAGAGAUUGGAGGGAAAUGCAUGUGGAGUUGAGUGAUUGCUUAACCUGAGAUGUUUCUGACGAGUUAAUGCAUUGAUGAUUAAGCAUAAUUGACUG
Sinocyclocheilus anshuiensis is the source of this 2290-nucleotide messenger RNA. RefSeq names its product vacuole membrane protein 1-like. NCBI's taxonomy places the organism in Eukaryota, Metazoa, Chordata, Actinopteri, Cypriniformes, Cyprinidae. Bases 755 to 1267 code for a protein of 170 amino acids. The transcript has 6 exons. The record is from RefSeq and is a predicted model, not a curated record.